This is a messenger RNA of Metarhizium brunneum ARSEF 3297, 2256 nucleotides long. It is a transcript of the gene ygeX, whose product is annotated as Diaminopropionate ammonia-lyase. The record is from RefSeq and is a predicted model, not a curated record. Gene Ontology annotation, molecular function: hydrolase activity. NCBI's taxonomy places the organism in Eukaryota, Fungi, Ascomycota, Sordariomycetes, Hypocreales, Clavicipitaceae.
AUGGCCUCGUCUCGAAGGGCUAUGCAGCUCAACCCAGGUGCUGCCUCGUGGUGUGCAGAUGGCUCCCUUUCCGCCGACACGAGGCUGGUUGACAGAUUCCAUAGCCAAUUCCCCGAUGGCUCCUCCACAAGGCUCGUGCGGCUUGACGAGGUUGCCAAUCAUCUCGGCAUCAAGGCCGUCUAUCUCAAAGAUGAGAGCACGAGGUUCGGCCUGCCGUCUUUCAAGAUCUUGGGUGCCUCCUGGGGAACUUUUCGCGCCCUGGUCCAAAAACUUGGACUCCCUCUAGAUGCAGAUUUGGCGGCAGUGAAAGAUGCUCUGGUGCGUUCACCUAUUCCCCUGUAUGCAGCGAGCGAGGGCAAUCAUGGCAGAGCUGUGGCUAGGAUGGGGUCUCUCCUGGGUGUGCCUGUCGAAAUUCAUGUUCCCUCAGAUAUGCCAUCAGAGACGAUGAAACGAUUGGAAGAAGAGGGCGCCAUAGUUUCCGUCAAUGCUGGUACCUAUGAUGACGCCAUGGGCACUGCUCGAGAAGCUUGCGCGGCAAGAGGCGGUCUCCUUGUGCAGGACUAUUCCUUCGAUGAUUAUAAAGAGAUUCCCCAGUGGAUAGUGGACGGAUAUUUGACAAUGUUGCGAGAGAUUGAUGGCCAGCUCAAUGGUACUGAAGCCGAUCUUAUCAUCUCUCCAGUCGGCGUAGGCUCUCUUGCACAAGCAGUCGUCUCGCAUUAUAAAAGAAAAGCUUGCAAGACAGCCGUCAUGACAGUUGAACCUGACACCGCAGCAUGUUUGUAUAAGAGCUUACGUGCCAAAAAGUCUGUUGAUGUUCAGACAUAUUCCACUAUCAUGGCUGGCCUGGACUGUGCUACCUUGUCGCCCAUCGCAUGGCCAUUGCUGAAAUCUGGUGUGGACGCCAGUUUGACCGUGUCUGAUUAUGAGGCACAUCAGGCCUCCCAGUAUCUAAAAUCUCGACACAUAUCAGCAGGGCCAUGCGGCGCUUCACCUCUUGCUGCUCUCCAACGCCUUACAAGGAAGGAUAUGGCUGACUUGGGCCUUGGACAAGAUUCUGUGGUGGUUCUUCUCUGCACCGAGGGAACCAGAAGUUAUCGCAUUCCCAUGGACGUCUCCGUUGAUGGCCCUAUCGCAUUGACCCAAGCUUUAGUCCGCAUCGACUCUUCCAAUCCAGCAUUGGGGUCUGUGCCUGGUCCAGGAGAGACUGAGAUUGCCCGUUAUAUUGGCUCUUGGCUUGAACACCGCGAUAUUGAGACUCAUUGGAUUGAGCCAACCAAGGGACGCCCGUCCAUUGUUGGUAUUGUUCGAGGUUCAGGCGGAGGCAAGAAUUUGAUGUUCAACGGGCAUAUCGACACAGUCACAACGCUGGGUUAUGAUGAUGACCCUCUAGGCGGAGAAAUCAAGGAUGGGAAGCUCUAUGGACGGGGAGCCGAUGACAUGAAGUGCGGAAUAGCUGCUGCCAUGUCUGCCCUGGCGGCUUCCAAGGCCCAGGCUCUUCGAGGCGACGUCAUAUUUACUGGCGUGGCCGAUGAGGAAGCAACCAGCAUUGGCACAGAGCAGGUUCUUGAGGCAGGCUGGAGAGCAGACGGUGCCAUUGUCAAUGAGCCGACUGGCGAAGAAAUAAUCCACGCGCACAAAGGAUUUGUCUGGCUCGAGGUCGAUAUUCAUGGCCUCGCAUCACAUGGAUCACUGCCUACAGUUGGCAUAGACGCCAUUACUCGGGCAGGUUAUUUUUUGGUCGAACUGGACAGGUAUUCGCAGAACUUGAGCAAAGGCUGGGCCGAUCCUCUCUUGGCUCCAAGUGUCCAUGCAUCCACAAUCAAGGGCGGUGAGGAGGAGUCUUCAUAUCCAGCAUUGUGCACUGUGGUGAUAGAGCGUCGAACUAUUGCAGGCGAGUCUGUCGAUUCGGUAACACAGGAGCUUCAAACUAUUCUGGACAAUCUCGCCAAGUCAGUCAAGGACUUCAAAUAUGACUUACGGGUAACUUUUGAUAGGGCCCCUUUCAAUAUUGAGCCCGAACAUCCGUUUGCAACACUUGUGGGCGGCGUUACCAGCGAGGUGCAGGGAAGAAAGACCAAAUUCAGCAAAGGACCGUACUGGACUGAUUGCGCCCUGCUGGCUGACAAAGACAUCCCCGUUCUUCUCUGGGGCCCAACAGGUGAUGGGCUUCACGGCAAAGAGGAGUGGGUGGAAGUAGCCUCUGUCGAACGAGUGGCCAGAGGAUUGAGGAUGAUUGCACAAAAGUUUUGUAGCUAG